AUGGAGCUUAUUGUAAAGAAAUUGUAUUUCACGAAGACUCCCACAGCACACGUACACAGAACGGAACCAGUACAAAUUCGAGAAUCUACCAGUAUCGAGCACAAAGAAGUCAAAACGGAACCAGUACAAAUUCGAGAAUCUACCAGUAUCGAGCACAAAGAAGUCAAAACGGAACCAGUACAAAUUCGAGAAUCUACCAGUAUCGAGCACAAAGAAGUCAAAACGGAACCAGUACAAAUUCGAGAUCUACCAGUAUCGAGCACAAAGAAGUCAAAACGGAACCAGUACAAAUUCGAGAUCUACCAGUAUCGAGCACAAAGAGGUCAGCGAUCUGAACCAUCAAGAAAGGAAGCUACUUUGUAUCACAAAGAAAUAGGGCAGUAA
Messenger RNA from Brugia malayi, 384 nucleotides. RefSeq lists its product as uncharacterized. NCBI's taxonomy places the organism in Eukaryota, Metazoa, Nematoda, Chromadorea, Rhabditida, Onchocercidae. The coding region runs from base 1 to 384 and encodes 127 amino acids. The record is from RefSeq and is a predicted model, not a curated record. The transcript has 2 exons.